AUGUCUGCGACCGGACCUCCCGCCUCGACCGAGCCGCUCGAGGACCGCCCUCACCCGCAACAGUGUCUGGCAUGCCGGGUCAUCGGGACCGCGGCGCUCGGCGGCGUCGGGCUCUACGCGCUCCAGAUGUCGCGCGCCAGCGCGCCGGGGUCGCCGCUGGGUAAGAGGAUCGUGGGCGGCGUGGGCUUCGGCUUCUUGAUCGCCAGUUACCUGCGAUGGGCUCAGGGCUGA
Molecule: messenger RNA, 231 nt
Organism: Punctularia strigosozonata HHB-11173 SS5
Lineage: Eukaryota; Fungi; Basidiomycota; Agaricomycetes; Corticiales; Punctulariaceae
Exons: 2
Coding region: 1-231 (76 amino acids)
Source: RefSeq, a predicted model, not a curated record